Molecule: messenger RNA, 504 nt
Organism: Rotaria sp. Silwood2
Lineage: Eukaryota; Metazoa; Rotifera; Eurotatoria; Philodinida; Philodinidae
Source: the annotation of a GenBank genome assembly
AUGACAAUGUUGUUCACAGGAACAACAACAUCAUCUGUUGAAAGAUAUUAUGCUCGUGGUUUCUUUUUCAACAAUCAUAAAACAAGUACGAUUAGUACUACUAAUGAAGAAUCGUCAUUUCGUCAAAGUUUUAACAAAUGGCUCAAUGAAUUCUUAUCAGGAGAUUCAAAUAAAGAAAAAAAUUCUAAUUCAUUUAGUAAAUUGGCUUUAUUAAAACAAUUCUUAUUUUCAUCAUCAUCGUCAUCAUCAUCAAAUGGCAAAAGUAGUAAACUUGAUAAACUUUUUCAACUAUUAAAUGAAAUUGCUACAGAUGAUAAAAAUCAAUCAUCAUCAUCAACAAAUAAAUUAAAUAAAUUACUACAAUUUUUUAAUACUUAUGCAUCAUCAUCAUCAUCACAUAAUAUUCAAUUAGCUUUAAAAUUAAUUAAUCUUGCACAAGGCAAUGGUGGUUUCAGUUCAUUAAGUAUUAGCGAUAUGAAAUCACUUAUUAAUUUUAUUAGCUAA